CACCGGAACACCGCGUCCGACGGCGGCGAGGAUUAUUACCUGAACGAGUGAACCUCAUCUUGGAGCUAUAAUUCUCUCUCUCUCCCUCUCUCUCUCUCUCCCUCUCUCUCCCCUCCCCUUCACUCCCUCCACAAAAAAUGGGCCGCGCGUCAGUGUAACUGAGGUAAAGUGACCUUUAAUUUCAUCGUCCCAUGGAACAUCUCCACGAUAACGGCGUUAUGUUGACGCUGGAGGCGCAGCCGCGUCGUGUUGUUGCAAAAACGGCGGCGGUCGCGACCAACGGAGAGCCUUCAUCAUCAUCAUCAUCAUCAUCAUCAUCAUCAUCCUCCUCCUCCUCCUCCUGCUGCUGCUGCUCAAUCAAUAACGGUGGCUCGCGCUUGCCCAUGCACUCGACGGCCUCUGCUCAUCAGCACCACGUUGCCCCUCCGAGGAGACACCCACCCCCUUACCACUUCAGAGUUCAUCAUCUGUUCCCGGAGGAGAAUGCUCAGGAUCCUGUGGUGAGGAAACACCUCCCCGCGCUCCAGUACAAGGUCCACGACUCUGCCUUCUGCCGCGUCCUCAGCACGGACACCACGGCUGCUGCUCUGGCCGCCGCCGCCGCUGUGUGCUCGGGCAGCGUGGACGCCGAUGUGUGGAAGUGUGGAUAUCUGAGAAAACAGAAACACGGCCACAAGAGGUUCUUUGUGUUGAGAGGGCCCAGUAACCUCGGGCCCAGUCGCCUGGAGUACUAUGACAGUGAGAAAAAAUUCCGAAAUGCACUUAAAGUUGCUGCCUCCACUGCCGGUGUUUCGUGUCCUCCUAAGAGGGUUAUUUACCUGUCCCAGUGUUUCACGGUCAACAAGAGGGCUGACGCCAAGAACAAAUACCUCAUUGCUCUUUAUACAAAAGAUGAGUAUUUUGCGGUGGUGGCUGACAGCGAGCAGGAGCAGGAGGACUGGUACCUGGCCCUCACUGAACUGAUGACCGAAGGCAAAAAGGGCCAGCUGGACACGGACGAGUUAGAUGAUGGCUAUGGGACCAUUUCACCUGGGACUAUUUUUAAGGAGGUGUGGCAGGUGAAUGUGAAGCCUAAAGGUUUGGGGCAGACCAAGAAUUUAAUGGGGGUGUACCGUCUGUGCCUUUCCGCAAAGACAAUUCACCUGGUGAAGUUAAAUUCCGAGACUCCUGCUGUGAACCUGCCCUUGAUGAACAUUCGCCGCUGCGGCCAUUCUGAGAGUUUUUUCUUCAUCGAGGUGGGACGCUCUUCUUCUAUCGGUCCAGGUGAGAUCUGGGUGCAAGUGGAAGACUCUGUGGUGGCUCAGAACAUGCACGAGACCAUUCUGGACACCAUGAAGGCUUUGAAGGCCUUUCCGGACUUCAGACCACGGAGCAAAAGCCAGUCCUCCGGGUCCAACCCCAUACCCUUUAUCACGACGCGCCGCCACUUCGGCAAUCUCCCUCCCAGCCACACAGGGCUCCAGCGUGCCUCCAGGACUGAUUCGGUGAUGGGCAUACCUCCUACUGGAAAGAGUAAAGGAGUAACAGGACAGCGCUACCGUACCUCCAGCGAAGGCGAGGGCACUUCUGACCGACCUCUCAGCUCAGGCACGGGCAGCUUGUUGCACCUGAACACGCCCUGCCUGAAUGUGGGCAGGGAGGAGAGCGGUGGCUGCUGCGCCCAUGUCUCACCUGGUUCUGCCCAUCAUACUCGCUCUGCCUCCCUCCCCGUAUCGCACUUUCUGUCUGCUACCAGUCCCAUCAGCGUUUCCAGCAGCAGCGGCCAUGGUUCUGCCUCGGACACGCACACACGACCCUCCAGCUCCUCCAUCUGCGGCUCCCCCAGUGAUGGAGGCUUCAACUCCUCUGAUGAGUUCUGUCCCAGCCCUUGUGACUUUAGAUAUUUCCGUGCAAGCAGCAGUACACCUGAGCCACACAGCGACACUCCACCCAUUAGGGAGGAGAAUCGAUUAGCGGAUUACAUGGCCAUGGAUUGGUACAAAGACGCACAGGGUGGUGCCAGGACUUUUGAGGAGGAGAGCAGUUAUAUGGAAAGAACUUUUCUCAAGCUCACACAUUACGCCAAGCCAAAACCUGCUAACAGUUUAGGUGUCAUGCACCAGAAAGCGACGCAGACUUCAUCUUCAUUAGAUGAAUCGAGCCCCGUGGAGUCAAAACGGCACGCUGUCUGCUCCUGCCUCCUCAAAGCAGGCUAUAAAUCUUACUCGGAGUUACAUCACCCAAACAGGCCUCCCUCACUCAACUCAGACGGUCAGAAGAAGCUGCCUAAGGAUGAUGGCUACAUGCCUAUGAUCUAUAACAUCGUCCCCUCUCCUCAUACAGAUUACACCCCUAUGCAACCCAGAGCAAACCACAUGGCCACCCUGCACCUUCAUCCCUGCUCUUUACAGCAGGUGGACAGACAUGGCUACAUGAUGAUGCUGCCACGAGACAGCCCUUCUCCCGGAAUAACCAGUCCCUCCUCCAGAAGCCAAACUGAGUAUGAUGAUUACAUGGACAUGUCCCAGAUCGGCUCAGCUGAAGGCUACAGGCAGGCUUCCCCUGAAGGCCCCAAGUCUUACGGCUCUUAUUUCUCCCUUCCUCGCUCUUACAAAACUCCGUGUCGAGACGAUCGCAGAAAAACGGAAUAUGUUCCCGAGUCACCAGUUGAACCUCCGAGUCCUCCCAGUCCAGGAGAUUACAUCCACAUGGAGUUUGGAGACAGGCCUCGUCAUGCAGCGUCCUCCCCGUCAGCAGUGGACUCCACCUCCCAGCCUUGCUAUCAGCUAUGCUGCUCCUCACCUGACCACGAUUACAUAGGCCUAAACAUGGACAACCUCCUGAAGAACCGUCCUCCUCGGCACUCCCUCGUAGCCCCAUGGAACCCUCCGAACUACGCACGCCCCUUAGGAUGCACCUACAGUCAGGUUCAGAAUAACUUUGUCCCUAAGAGCGUCCACAGAGAAGCUGAGAGUCCCUCUAGGAUGAUACAACACCUCUGUGUCUCUGAAAGGUGCCCCAGUCCUCAAACCGAACCUAAGGUCAUUAGGGCAGAUCCUCAGGGCCGGAGGAGACACAGCUCUGAGACCUUCUACCCCUGUCCUGGUGGCACUGCGGGUGGAUGCGCCGCCAGAGCCUCUGCCAUCGUGAAUCUUGUAGAAGGCUGUCGAUGGCAGAAUUCUGCCUCGUUUGAUAGCAUGUGGUCUUACACAGAAGAUCAAGGAUCUCCUGACUCUGUUCUCCUCACUGCUAACUGUGCCACUGGAGGAACGCGCUGCAAUGUUUCAUCCAGCUACCUCAACUACAUCGCUCUGGACCUGAGGGAAGUCCAAAGGAUCACCCACGAUGCCACACCUCCGCACCCAGCCCACGGGACACUCGAAGAUAGCGAGGCCUGUGCUGGUCUGGACUUAUCCAAGUCAGGAGGACACACCACUGCCUCGAAAGAGUGAGCACGCCGUACGCUGGGAGGAAAUCAGAACUUUGGAAAUCCAGUGGACUCCAGAAUGCAGAAGAGGAAGCUGCCUCGUCCUCCUCGUCCUCCUCGUCUUCAUCAGACCUCCAACUGCAAAGACUGAAUAAACUACACAGCCUCUUUUGCUCUGUAUCUCCUACAUAACUGCCUCAGAUCGGUUCCAUUUUUAUUGUUCAGUUAAAACACACGUGUGUUAUUGUUUACGUGAGUGACUGCGCUGAUCCUGAGUCCGAAAUCAGAGCUGUGAUCUUCAUCCAGACUUCGAGCACUAAUCUCCAUAACCACCUUCUUCACUUCCUCACAGUCCUCACACAACCUGCUGAAUCACUGUAAAUACGAGGUGCUUGUGUAUCAAAUGAGAUUUUGUAAAAUGUGCCAACUACGUAGUAGUCCCCUACACACACACUCUCUCUCACACACACAGACAUACUCUCACACACACACUCUCUCUCUCACACACACACCUUUGUUUAUUUAGAUUGAUUUGUAUUUCUCUGUACUUUUUUCUGAGAUCCUGCACAUCAGUUGUAAAAGGAUUCACAUUGGCCACACGCACACACACACACACACACACACACACACACACUUCAGACGUACACUAGUUGAUGUUUUUGCUUCUGCUUAGGUCUUGGAUACGCUAGCGAAAGUUUCCACGAUGCAACAUUUCCGAUAAAUCCUGUUUCCAGAGUUCGAGCGUUCAGACUUCCACUGAUUCCUUCAGCUUUCACUAAAACACUUAAAUACUUCCACAGUUGCUGCAGAAGCAUCUCCUGGAUCUGCUGGAUCUCCUGGAUCUCCUGGAGCAGUAGAUUGGAAUGAUGUUUGGAGAUCUCUAACGGCGGAGUGUAUCAUAGCGUAUCCGAGCCCUAAGGAGAUUUAGUAUAAAUACUCACUUUCUUCUCCCGGAGUGUGGGAGGACGGAGUGAAUUCAGAUCCUCAACAGUGUGAAAAUCUCACUUAACACAAACCACGAACUCACAGACAGCACUUUGUAGGUAUUAGAUAAAUAAAAAUGAAUAAGACGGUGUUUCUAAGUCAUGUAGUCGCUACCUCCAGUCCAUAUCAGAAAUCUAUUCAAUAAAUCUGUCUCACAGUAACAACAGACCUGCAACUGGACAGCCUGGAAUCCCUUUAGAUGUAAUGUGUGAACUUACACACGCACACACACACGCACACACACACAAAUCAUUUCUCUCUGUAUUUGAGUCUUCAGUAUGGAAGGACGCUAAGUCAACAUCUUUUCAUUCUGUUGUACUUCAUAUUUAUUUCAUGUUUGUAUUUAUUUUACGUGUAAAUGCUGCAGAUGAGUUGAAGUUUUGUACUGAUUUGAGUUUCUGCCCUGAAAAUGAGAGAAAGAUGUUUACUGAGUUGUUCCUCUGAUCCACACAAGUGCGUCUACAUGCUACACACUGUAGCCUACUGUUCUGUACUUUAUUUAUUUGUUUGUUUGUUUGUUUGUUUGUUUGUUUGUUUAUUGAUUGAAUCAGAUACAGUGGCGUUCGCUGAACACGGGACCAUUUGUACAGAGUGUUGCUGGUGAUUGCAGUUACGUUAAUGAAUUACAGAAAUGGAGACGUUCAUGUAAAUAACGGAGUUAUUUAAGACCAUGUGUUUUUUCUCAUAUAUUUUUGUCUCUAUUUAUUUAUUUAUUUAUUUAUUUAUUUAUUUAUUUUUUGAAUUGUUAUUCACAGUCCCUUCCUUGCCUGUACCUGAAAGCUUUAUAAGAAGAAUUGUUGGCUAGGGUGGAAAGCUGUGUAGUGAGAAGUGUGUAGCUUUGCAGUAGUAGUCCAGAUGAUGUUGGGACAAAAAAAACACGCUGUACAUCAGUGAGCUUUCCAUUUCUUUCUUCUUUCUUUCACUAGCGUUUGUGUCAUGCUAUCGUGUCAUGAUAUUGCGUUGCUUUUAAUGUAUGUGAUAUGUGACGUGGGAUUGAGGGGGGGUGAAAAAAUAAGAGUAGUAUACCGUUUUUUGGGAACUUUUCUACACAAUAACUGCAGUGAUGAGCUGAAAAAUAACCACGCUCGUGUUUUUAUUUUGUACUUUGAGAUCUUUUGAGGAUCUAGAAUUGGGGAAACUGGUAUUGUAAUCAUUGGAAUCAUGUUAUUGGCCUUUUUUAUUUACCUUGUUGUUUUAGUUGUUAAGGAAGAGAGCAGCAAGAAGAAAAAAGACCUGAAAUGUGCAGAGUGUGUGUUGACAGUUUGCAUUUCUUUUCUCUUGAGGAUCCCAGUCAAUGCUCACAAUCUACUGCUGAAACGGUCUGUGAUUGGGCCGAACCGUGCCGGUAGGAUCGGAUCGUUCGAAACACUGUCUUCCUUUGUAAAUAUUGUAAUUUUUUGAUAUCCCUUUCUCUUGUUGAUCAUGCUACGCAGCACCCACUUUCCUUGAUUUCAGAACGAGGGUGUCUGAGGAUUUUUUUGUCGGUUCUACAUUUUUAUAUUUUAUUUUUGGUGUAUAUUUAACAAAUUGGGUUUUGCUUGUCAUAGAGCUAUUGCAAUAAAAAAGUGCCAAGGUAUUCCUGACUGGGAACGAUGUUUUGUGUGUUUUCCUAUCAGAUGUUUGUGAUCAGACAUGAUGCAACAUUGCUCCAAGAUGUGUUAAGACCAGAGAUUCCCAUCUAAGCACAUAACUGACAAAAUAGUCUUUUAUUAUGGAGCAGCUUGGUAAGUGCUGCCCUCUGCUGGACAAAGUGAAGGUCACGUUCAGGGGCUUCAGCAGGUGAGUGUCUCUCCCAAACUGAAGCUCUUGACCUUGUCUCUGCAUGUAUUCAUGUACGGACACGUGACUGACUGAUUGGGUAAAUGCAUGAAUGAGCAGGUGUAAGGGUGUUCCUAAUAAAGAGGUCAGUGAGUGUAACACUAUAAUAAUAAUGUAACGUAUGCCACAAAUGUCCAAACCCAAAUCCAUGAAUGACCCAGCAGCCGCAGUUUAAAAGCAGAGCUGAAUUCUACGAGGAAACCUCGGGCCUGGCCAUGCCCGGAGAACUUUACUGCUUCAUCUCAUUCAUCUCAUUUCAUUUUCAGAACUAUUAAAUGUCUUAAAUUUUACCUCCACAUGUGAAACCUACUACAGAUACAGAUUAAGACCUGGAGAAGGUGCAU
Ictalurus furcatus (blue catfish) is the source of this 6552-nucleotide messenger RNA. RefSeq names its product insulin receptor substrate 4a (gene irs4a). Gene Ontology annotation, molecular function: insulin receptor binding; phosphatidylinositol 3-kinase binding. The record is from RefSeq and is a predicted model, not a curated record. The transcript has 2 exons. Bases 192 to 3431 code for a protein of 1079 amino acids. NCBI's taxonomy places the organism in Eukaryota, Metazoa, Chordata, Actinopteri, Siluriformes, Ictaluridae. Gene Ontology annotation, biological process: insulin receptor signaling pathway. Gene Ontology annotation, cellular component: cytosol; plasma membrane.